This is a messenger RNA of Salvelinus fontinalis (brook trout), 1482 nucleotides long. RefSeq names its product asc-type amino acid transporter 1-like. The record is from RefSeq and is a predicted model, not a curated record. Gene Ontology annotation, cellular component: membrane. Gene Ontology annotation, biological process: D-alanine transmembrane transport; amino acid transmembrane transport; D-serine transmembrane transport. Lineage: Eukaryota; Metazoa; Chordata; Actinopteri; Salmoniformes; Salmonidae. Gene Ontology annotation, molecular function: neutral L-amino acid transmembrane transporter activity; L-amino acid transmembrane transporter activity.
GUGAGGCAGUUCUUUAUAGUUGCGCCUCAGACAUGGAUGGGACAGAGAGGAGUCGGCAGAGCUGCGCUGAGACGGACCAGGCGCAACAGCCCAUGAUGGAACUCAAUGGAAAACAUCACAGUGACUCGCCGUCAGAUAGAGUCACGCUUAAAAAAGAAAUCGGACUUCUCAGCGCAUGUGCCAUUAUUAUUGGUAACAUCAUUGGUUCGGGGAUAUUCAUCUCUCCUAAGGGGGUUUUGGAGCACGCUGGCUCGGUGGGUCUGUCCCUUAUCGUGUGGGUGUGUGGAGGGGGUAUCUGCGCCCUGGGCUCCAUGUGUUACGCCGAGCUGGGGGUCACCAUUCCCAAGUCAGGAGGAGACUACUCCUACGUCACAGAGAUAUUCGGAGGACUGGUGGGGUUCCUGCUCCUAUGGAGCGCGGUUCUCAUCAUGUACCCCACCACCCUGGCUGUCAUAGCUCUCACCUUCUCCAACUACGUCCUGCAGCCGGCCUUCCAGAACUGUGUUCCUCCGUACUUGGCCACCAGGCUUCUCUCUACAAUCUGCAUAUUGUUCCUGACGUGGGUGAACUGUUCCAGCGUCCGCUGGGCCACCAGGAUCCAGGAUGUGUUCACUGUGGCCAAGCUGCUGGCUCUGGGACUCAUCAUAAUGGUGGGACUGGUGCAGAUCUGUAGAGGUCACUAUGAUGCUCUGAGACCCAGUCAGGCGUUUGAGUUCACCCGGGACCCGUCUGUGGGGCAGAUAGCUCUGGCUUUCCUCCAGGCCUCCUUCGCCUUCAGCGGCUGGAACUUCCUGAACUACGUCACUGAGGAGGUGGUCGAGCCUCGCAAGAACCUGCCCCGAGCAAUCUACAUAUCCAUUCCCCUGGUGACGUUAGUCUACACACUGACCAACAUCGCAUACUUCUCCUCCAUGACCCCCGAAGAGCUGUUGGCAUCCAACGCCGUGGCCGUGACAUUUGGUGAGAAGUUGCUGGGCGUAUUCUCCUGGGUGAUGCCCAUCUCUGUGGCUCUGUCGACAUUCGGAGGCAUCAACGGCUAUCUCUUCACCUCUUCCAGGUUGUGUUUCUCUGGAGCCAGAGAGGGUCACCUGCCUUACCUGUUGGCCAUGAUCCACCUGAAAAACUGCACCCCUAUUCCCGCUCUGCUAGUCUGUUGCGGAGCCACCAUUGUGAUCCUGUGUAUCGGAGAGACUCACAACCUGAUCAACUAUGUGUCUUUUAUUAACUUCCUGUCCUAUGGAGUGACCAUCGCCGGCCUGCUGUACUAUCGCUGGAAGAGACCCAACCUGCUACGACCCAUCAAGGUGAGUGUGUUGGUCCCUAUCAGCUACCUGGUGUUCUGGGCGGUGCUGCUGGGGUUCAGCCUGUACUCGGAGCCCGUGGUGUGUGGCAUGGGGAUCGUCAUCAUGCUCACCGGGGUACCCGUCUACUUCGUCGGAGUACACUGGAAGAACAAGCCCAGAUGUGUCUACAGGGUUGUGG